Molecule: messenger RNA, 1256 nt
Organism: Dendroctonus ponderosae (mountain pine beetle)
Lineage: Eukaryota; Metazoa; Arthropoda; Insecta; Coleoptera; Curculionidae
Product: venom acid phosphatase Acph-1
Exons: 7
Coding region: 16-1212 (398 amino acids)
Biological process (GO): dephosphorylation
Molecular function (GO): phosphatase activity
Source: RefSeq, a predicted model, not a curated record
AUCCAUCGCACAACAAUGGCCAAUAAAUCGAUAAGCCCAGGUUUCGGCUAUAAAAGCGCCCGCCCGCCUCAGUAUCGGCGGACUGCUGCAUCCGCUGCUCAUCCAAGCGCCACCAUGCGAACUUUCCAGGUCCUGUUCUGCCUCGUCGCGCUGUAUUGGUCAGGCUCAGGAGCUGUGCCCAAUGGGAACCGGCCUGAACCGUCCGACUCACUCCGACUCGUCCAUGUGCUGUUUCGCCAUGGCAACCGCAACCCCGAGGCCUCCUCCAUCUGGGACGGCAACGCCUACGCCAACGAGAGCUUCUAUCCGGAGGGCUUCGGUCAGCUGAUCAAUGCGGGCAAGCGCACGGAGCACAACCUGGGCAAACUGUUGCGCGCGCGCUUUGACAGCUUCCUGGGCGACAUCUGGAACAUCAACGUGAUGGACGUGCGCACCACCGACUACAAUCGCACCAAAAUGAGCGGCCUGCUCGUAUUGGCUGGCCUGUGGCCCCCCAGGGGCGCCAACAUCUGGAACCCUGAGCUGCCCUGGCAGCCCAUUCCCUACAACUACUAUGCAGCUGCUGAUGACCAGGUGCUGGCAUCCGUACCAUCGGGAGCCUCCAGCCUGCUGGCCGAGCGCUUCGCGGACGAGGACACUGUCUCCUACCUCUCCUCCCGCUACGGGGAGGUGAUGGAGGUGCUGGCCGCCAACACGGGGAUUGAGCCGGACGACUUCCUCAGCGCCUUCACCAUCUACGACGUGAUCAAAGUGCAGACUCAGCUGGGCUUCGAGAUGGACGGCUGGACUGCUGAGGUGUACCCUGAGCCGCUCGGCUCACUGGCCGUGGACUACUACUACAUCAUGACCAACACGACAGCGCUGCGCCGCGCCCUUUCCGGCCCCCUGAUCCAGAAGAUCCUGCAGGACACGCAGAGCCUGAUCAGCGGCACUUUGUCGCCAGAGGGCCGGAAGCUGUUCGUCUAUUCGGCGCAUGACGUCAAUGUGGGCAACAUGCUGCGCUCGCUGGACGCCUACGCGUUGGAUCAGAGCCCCCCCUACGGGGCCUGCGUCAUCUUUGAGGUGCACGAGGUGCGCGGCCAGUUCGGGAUCAAGCUGUUCUACGUGGACUACGAGGAGGACAGCCCGAAGCCCCUGAGCAUCCCCGGGUGCCCGCACUUCUGCCCGGUCGAUCGGUUCUACGCGCUGGUGGAGGAGAUUUUGCCCGUCUGAGCGGCCUGGUUGACGACCCUUUCACAAUAAACGUCCCAGUUUAA